Molecule: messenger RNA, 2293 nt
Organism: Anneissia japonica
Lineage: Eukaryota; Metazoa; Echinodermata; Crinoidea; Comatulida; Comatulidae
Product: bifunctional peptidase and arginyl-hydroxylase JMJD5-like
Exons: 7
Coding region: 34-1266 (410 amino acids)
Molecular function (GO): 2-oxoglutarate-dependent dioxygenase activity
Source: RefSeq, a predicted model, not a curated record
AUAGGCAUUGUUUUAUCAAUCAGAUUCUUCGAUAUGUUAUAUUUUACUGAUUCCAUUAAAUUUAUAGUAUAUUUAUUACAAAUAUUAUGUGUAGCUCAAAACGCACCGAAUACUUCAGCAGGAAACGACGAAGCUGUAAAAAGAGGUGCUGAGGUACCAACCACAACAACAUCACCGCCGGGUCACCUGAAGCCGCUCGGCUCGCAUCGGCCUCCGGAGCCAGAUGGCAUCGACACAGUCAAUGCCAUUCCAUAUCCGAGGGAAUUUUAUGAAGAAUACGUAAAUAAAGGAAAGCCUCUACUGAUGCGUGGAGCGGCUAGCUUUAUGCCUGCAUUUCAGCUAUGGAAUGAUGAAUUUUUAAAAGAGAAAUACGGUCAUUUAACAGUAGAAGUCGAGGAGGGCAAGAAAGAGAACCGGUCAUUGGGAUUGUGGGAAAUGACGCUGAGGGAAUACAUUGAUCAGUACAAUAAUAAAGAUAUCUACUUAGUGGAGAGUAUUAAACCUGCUAUGAGGGAGGACUUUUACCUGUUGAAGUGCAUAUUGUGCGGAGGCUUUGUUGAUAACCUUCAAGAUGCUGUCUUAUGGUUCAGUAGUGGAGGAACUAAAUCUGUUUUACACUAUGAUGAAGUCGACAAUAUCAACUGCAUCAUGGAUGGGAAGAAGGAAUUCUUUAUGGUAGACCGGAAAAACCAUGCUUUUAUCGAUAUUGAUGCCCCUGAAGGGAGUUACUCUGAAGUAGACGUUGAGAAGGCAGACUUGCUCAAGUACCCGGGCUUAGGAGAAGUGCCAUGGUUUAAUGUCACAAUGGAAGCAGGAGAUUGUUUUUACAUUCCUUACAAAUGGUUCCAUCAAGUUAAGUCUUCAGGACGAAAUUUAGCAGUGAAUGUGUGGUUUAAUCAUGUGUGGCGUUUCAAUCACACAGAUUGUGAUAUUAAGCAGCCUAGGGUGCAUGCACCCCUUAGCCUCUUCAAAUUUGUAGACACUAAGGAAGAAAUAAGGCAACAUAUUAUGUCUUUAAUGGAUGACCUCAAUGUGCAAUAUCUGAGUGUAACAGAUUACAAUGACCUUGCCCUGGCAUUGGACCUAGAUGAACAAGACAUAGAAUUGGUUUUUUCUUAUAUAGAUGCAAAUCUCGAUAGUAACAUCACAGUGGAUGAGGUGUUGAACGUUAAUAUUGCAAAGAUGAUUGCCUUCUUGCCAGAAAUCUUUCAGGACUACCAAACUGAAGAUGAAAGCUCAAAAAUAAGCACCAGGGAUGAAUUGUGAGUAGAAAGGGAGGUUGUCUUUUUCAAGGUGAGACCCAGUGAGGUGGGAGCAAAAGUGAAAAGAAACUUUUUAUUGUGCAUGAGUGGUACCUAUCUGCAUAAGAAUCAUUUCUUGUUUUAUGAAAUUUAAAUCGCAACUCUAAAGAAGAGUUUUGAACGCUUAAUUUAAACAGGUGAAUUUUAAAGUUUUACCUGUAUGUAAAUUGCAAACUUGAUGUAUAUACUUUAAAUUAUGUCAUUCUUCAUGUAUUAGCCCUUGCAAUGAAAAUAUAGGCUAUUUGGCAAUUUCAUGCCUCAAUAAUUUGCAUUCCCUUAAGUGCCUUCACGAUUAUGCAUAGAUAGUUAUUUUUAAGUUUUUAAAAGUAGAUUUUAUUGAAUAUACACAUUUUUAGAUCAUGUACUUCAAGGAUUAAGGACAUAACAUUUCUUUUGAAACAUACUUUGUAGUAAACUCAGUGCUUGUUCUGUGUGGACUAACUUUAAAGAAAUAAUGCCAGGUUUUGAUGUAAUAAACUUUAGGGAAAAUCAAUUUCUUUGUAUAUUUUGAAAUAAACUCUUACCAAUUUUUGUAGCAAAAUGUAUGUAAAUAAAAAAAAAAAGCCUUCACAGUUUCAAUAUGUGUUUUAUAUGAACAAUUGAUGGUUUAGUUAAAUCUUUUAAUAUUUUAGUACCAAAAGGUACUGUGUAUCUAAAAACCUUACAAAAGUGAAGAAACAAAGAAGGUGCUUUUCUUUCAUACUUGUUUGCUUUUUUUUUUAUUCAAGAUUUAUAUUUAAGCUCACAAUUAUACAAAUAAUUAAAUAUUUAUAAUGCGCCAGUUUCACUUUGUUGUAAUAGUGCUGCAUGUGUUUCUAUCGUCAGAAGAAUUUUCAUUUAGUGGUCUUAAGGUUUAUGUACCGAGUUCCAGUCUUACAAUGGCUUAGGUUCGAUUUAUCCACAAUACAGUACUUGUUUAUCAAUCUUUACAAACACAAGAGUUGAAAUCUUUUAUGGACCAACUGCAAGUAUUAAAAAUGGAAAUAACAGAA